GUUCAUACAUUCCUGAGAUCAUAUUCUUUCUUGUACCGUAUCUGACACCUAAGUGUAUUUCAAUAGGUUCAACAACCUCCCAUUUCUCGAUGAAGUAUUUUCUCCAUUUUGUAUCGGUAUUAAAAUCGGAGAAUGGAUUAUGAAAACUAUUAAAAACAUCUUUAACUGAACUUCUACUUGUUCUACAUGGAUGCUUAAUACCCUCUGAGGCCUCAUAAUAACACAAUGAACAGAUUAUAAAACUAUAAACUAUGCACAGUUUUGAUAUGCACAGUAAGCUUUUAAUGUCAAGAUAUUUUAGGACCCGUUAUAAUGAUGAAUGUGGAAAUGAGGGGAAGGAGAAGUUAAGCCUUACACCAUAUGCCAGAACGGAAGAAAGAGACAUUUGUCAACGUUUAAGGAUUUUAUUUAGUCAACAAAGUCCCGUAAAGCUUCACCAUGUGGAACCGUAUUGUUCUUCUCUGGGCCUGCAUUCGUAUCGCUGUUGGUGGUGGAGCUCCACGGAAAAUUACUGGAUACAGAGGAGAGAGAGUUGACAUCAGAUGCUCAUAUGAUUCUAGAUAUGAAUCAAAUUCAAAGUAUUUUUGUAAAGGGGAGUGUAUCUAUGGAAAUAAAAUCAUCAUGGUUAAAUCAGGAUCUCCAGCUGAAGACGAGAGAUUCUCUCUGACUGACGACACGACGGCCAGAGUUUUCACCGUCACCAUCACUGAUCUGAGAACAGAGGAUCAAGGCCAAUACUGGUGUGCUGUGGAGAGGAGUAUUAUUACUGAUGUCUAUUCAGAGAUUUUGUUGCUGGUUAAACUGGAUGCAUUGGCUCAAACCCCUUUUCCCAAAACCUCUUCACCUGACACAGGUUCAAUUGGCAUCAUCGUCGCAGGAGUUUUGUUUUUGCUCCUGAUAUGUGCAGUAUUGUUUGUGUUGGCCAUACGAAAGAAAAAGCUGACUUGUGGUCUGGCAAUCUUCACUGCAAGGCUUCAUCUGUUAUUAAGAAAAGGAGAAGAGAAUGAAUACGAUAAAGCCCGAUUGUCCUGCCCGACUGUCCUGCCAAACUCAAACGCAGCUCAAAGUGAUAAUAGUUCGGCAGCAAACGAGAUUCCCACAAAAGCAGCCAACACCAACCUCUUCUAUAUAAAUGUUGCUGCUGCAUCGACAAACAGUCUGAGUCCAGAUCCGAUCUACACUGAACUGAACGCCAGUCGACAGAGUCACGUUUAUCAGGAUCUCACAGCUGAUUCUGCUCAAGAAGAGUCGAUCUAUCACAGCAUUGAUAAAAAACAGACUGAACUCAGGAUCAUUCUUCUGGGUAAAACUGGAUCAGGAAAGAGUUCAACGGGAAACACCAUCCUGGGUCAAGAGUGUUUUCAGAAGAAACGUUCACCAGGGUCAGUCACUAAAACCUGUGAGAGAGGAACAGUAGAAGAGGAUGAUCAGACCAUCUCAGUCAUCGACACUCCAGGCCUGUUUGAUACAACAAUGACAGAACAGCAUCUGAAGGCUGAGAUUGUGAAGUGUGUGGAGAUGUCUGUUCCUGGUCCUCAUGUGUUUCUGCUGGUCAUCAGACUGGACGUGCCAUUCACAGAUGAAGAGAAAAACACAGUCAAAUGGAUUCAGGAGAACUUCGGAGAAGAAGCUGCACAUUACACCAUCAUUCUGUUCACUCACGCUGAUUCACUGGAUCAACAAUUAGAGGACUAUAUCAGCGAAAGUAAUGAUCUCAAGGCUGUUGUUAAUGAGUGUGGGGACAGGAUUCACUCCUUCAAUAAUAAUGAAACUGAGAACCGCUCUCAGGUCACCAAACUACUGGAGGAGAUUGAGAAGAUGGUGGAGAAGAAUGGAGGACAACACUACACCAAUGACAUGUAUAAAGAAGCCCAGAAAAAAAUUGAAUGGGAGUCUCGGAAACAAAAACUGAUAGAAAUAGGAACAACAAUAUUAACAGUAGGAGGGGGAGUAGUAGCAGUAGCAGGAGGACCAGGACGAGCACGAGCAGUAGCAACACUUUCGUCGCGCCGCGAUGACGCAAUCCGUCGAAGGGCGCGUCCAAACAAAAGAAAAAUAAAGCAAGAUGAAGACUCGCUGAACACAAACAGUACACUGAGCAGUUCACAGUCUGUGAACAUUACAGUGAAAGGAACAGAGGGACGAGGAGUGAGCAUUACCUGCCCUUAUCCAGAAGGAUUUAGAUAUGCUUACAGUUACAAAUACUUCUACCGAGGAUAUUACAAAGAUCGGGUCACGAUACUAGAAUCUGAUGGAAUGCAGACAUUUGUGAUGAAUGGCAGAUUCUCACUGCAGGAUAAUCGUCAGACCAGUUCAUUCACAGUGAGCAUCAGUGACCUGAAGAUGGACGAUGCCGGACCGUACGGCUGUAAAGCUGGACAUGAAUAUGAAAAUUACCAUCAUGUGGAGGUUAUUGUGAUCAGAGCUCCAGAGACAACAACACGGGUCCAGAUCUCGACAACCAGCAUUAGUCCAUAUACACACAGCAACACUGAACACACUAACACAGCGUUGUCUUUAGAUCUGGCUUCUGUUGCUGGCGGUCUGGGUUCGGUUCUGCUGGUUCUGACUCUGUGUUGUGGAACCUUCAUCAUCCUGAAGAAGAGGAAGAGGAAAUCUGGGACAGCUUUAUUUCAGCAAAACAUGCAGCGCAAUACAGAGACUGACCUCAUGUAUGAAGAGAUUCCAAACAGUGAUGUCACCGUGGUAACAUCUUCAUCCAAUCAGUCGCCUGCAUCUUCAUCCAAUCAGACGCCUGCAUCACACCACAACAACUGCAAAAAUGUCUCUGAUGUUUACGCCACAGUAACCAAACGGCAUUCUGAUUCAAACCCUAGUCACACCCACUCGACCAAUCAGGUGACAGAUACAGCCGGUGAUUAUUAUGCCAGUAUAAAGCGUCCUGACGCAACACAGGACAGCGGGAUAGAAAUGAUCUACACAACGGCAACAAAUCCAAAAAACAUCUCAAACGCAACUAACGAGGGUCUGAUAUAUUCAGUGAUCAACUUUAAAUGAAAAUGCCUGUCCAAAAACAUUUCAGAUUGAUGAUCCAAAAAAAUAAAAUUGGGUACAAUGCUUUUGUCACACUUUUUUUUUACUAUUAUCAGUUUAUAAAGUGUAUAAUAUUACUUAAAUGUUUCUA
This is a messenger RNA of Pimephales promelas (fathead minnow), 3145 nucleotides long. The record is from RefSeq and is a predicted model, not a curated record. Lineage: Eukaryota; Metazoa; Chordata; Actinopteri; Cypriniformes; Leuciscidae.